CAGCCUCGCAUCUCGGAUUGGCCCUUACUGCCGAUUGAUAUCAUUCUGAUAUAUAUAAACCAACCUCCCUUCAUGAAUCGGAAAUGCUGAGAUAGCUCCAUGAAGGCGACCCGAAGAACAAUUGAGGAGUGAGCGGUCGCUAUGUCGGAGCGCAAGAACUCUGAGGCUGGGCCCUCCAAGACCCCCAUCCCAGCUGCGUCGUUCCCUACACAUAACUCGCCGCGAGUGUGGUUUAUUACCUCUUCCCUGUCGCCAUUGGCGGUCCGGUUGAUAAGGCUGCUGCUUGCACACGGCGAUCAUGUCGCCGCGGGCCUCCCGCCCAACGAAAUCGAAGACGAUGAUCGAAGCGAGGAAUUCAGGGAGCUGAUCAAUGAGUGCAAGAGUGGGAGGAAAGAUAGAGAGGGAUGGAAGGAUAGGAUACGUGGUAUACGCUGCGAUGGGAGGAUCAUGGGACAAUGCGGAGCUGCUGUAGCGGAAGCGGUGGAGGUGUUUGGACGUAUUGAUAUUCUGCUCUGCUGCACAUCAGAAGCGGUCAUCGGCACCGUCGAAGAGCUCUCGACCAGCCUCGCGACCCAAAACCUCGUGCGCGACCAAUUCGAAAUCACCUUUUUCAGCCAGGUCAACUUCAUCAAAGCGACGCUCCCCCUCCUCCGUGAGAAGCACACCGGACACAUCAUAAUCCUCACCGGGAUAACAGGCCACAUCGGUACCCCCGGCACGCCCAUGUUUUCCGCCGCUACCUGGGCAUUAGAAGGCUACUGCGAUUCCCUAGCUUACGAAAUCGCCCCUUUCAAUAUCAAGAUGACUAUCGUUCAACCUAAUAAAGAGAUCUCUGUCCUCUCAAAUAAGAUCACCUUUGCGCCCCAGCUGCCGCAAUAUGAGAGCCAUAACAAUCCUGCCCCAGGCCUCCGAGACAUCCUGACCAACGUGGUGAACAUGCACCCCGACACGCGGAUCAGCGACUUCAAAGGGACGAACACCAUCGUGUCCCGCUAUCCGCGCCUACCGAGCGACGCGCGCGAUACUCUCGUCAUGGAAACCGUACACGCGCUGACGGCGAUUGCGGGUCACGAGAACCCUCCCGCGAGGCAUAUCGUGGGAUACGAGGGCGUGGCGUCGGUGAAGGAGAAGCUGAAGACGGUGAGCGAGGAACUGGAGGAUUUCGUCGAGGUUAGCUGCGCGGUCGAUAUCUUUAAGAGUGAUGUCGGGAGGGCGGCGCUGUCGGGCGUGUGGAAAGGGGAGGGGAGUAGUGUGGGGACCGCUGCUGCGGCGGAAGGGACCUCUUCGUCGUGAGCAUGGUGUUUGAAAUGGCCCAAAGAUAUAUUAUGAUAUCAAGAACCUGUAGUAAUGGGGUUUAAAAUACUUGAUGAGAAAACCGGUUAAUGCAUGGGUUGGUUGAAUCACGAGAAGCGUUUGAAAAAAGGGAAGAUUUGGGAGCUUUUCCCUAUCGUAUAUCUCCCUUCACUAGGCACGAUCUACCUAUUCACAAGUACCUCAAGCAGUAGGUAGCAAGACGCAGAACUUUCAAAGAAGAAUAAAAGGCUAGGUAGUAUAUUGGC
Amorphotheca resinae ATCC 22711 is the source of this 1559-nucleotide messenger RNA. RefSeq lists its product as hypothetical. The transcript is spliced from 3 exons. Lineage: Eukaryota; Fungi; Ascomycota; Leotiomycetes; Helotiales; Amorphothecaceae. The record is from RefSeq and is a predicted model, not a curated record. The coding region runs from base 142 to 1293 and encodes 383 amino acids.